Messenger RNA from Eurytemora carolleeae, 986 nucleotides. Its product is annotated as ubiquitin-conjugating enzyme E2 T-like. The transcript has a single exon. The record is from RefSeq and is a predicted model, not a curated record. Lineage: Eukaryota; Metazoa; Arthropoda; Copepoda; Calanoida; Temoridae. The coding region runs from base 50 to 601 and encodes 183 amino acids.
UUGUGUAUGAUCGUAUUUUUCAGAUUUAAACAGUAAAAAACAUAUUUCCAUGGCUAAAGCUGCGCGGUUGAAGAAGGAGCUGGAGCAGUUAGAGGUGUCUCCACCACCUGGAGCAUCUUGUUGGAUAGUUCAGGACACCAUCGACUCCCUAGAAGGAAUUAUCCUCGGCCCGACAGGUUCUCCCUUCCAGGGGGGGACCUUUAAGUUUAAAAUCAAUAUCCCGGAUCGUUAUCCUUUUGAGCCUCCUAAAGUUGAGUUUGUCACCCCUGUUUACCAUCCUAAUAUAGACGGACAGGGAAGAAUAUGCCUGGAUAUAUUAAAGAUGCCUCCAGCAGGGGACUGGAGACCAUCUAUUAACCUUUACAGUGUUCUAACCAGUCUUCAGCUUCUCCUGAGUGAACCCAACCCAAGGGAUCCACUUAUGGCGGAUAUUGCGCGUCAAUAUCAAUUUGAUACACAGAAAUACGAGGAAACUGCUAGAAAUUGGACUCACAAAUACGCAGUAAGUGAAGGAAAGGAAAACGUGUCCAAGUUGGCCAGCAAACGUAAGAGUGAUGGAGAGCAAUGCAAUGCCAUGGAUAUAAAGAAAAACAAGCUUUAAGAUGAAACUGUCUCUGGCUUGAAUCUUUAUAAAUAUACCUUGUACAAUGCGAAAAACUAGUGCAUUUGGCUACAUUCAAAACCUACAAUUCACAGGGUUACUCGCUAAGGAUGUGGCUCGAAAGACGACUAAACCCCAAUGUAAACUUGUAUUUUCUAUUGAAGAUCAAUCUACCAUAUAAGUAUAUAAUUAUAAAAGAAAUUCAAAUUCAACCUUCAGAUUAUUUUAUGUAUUAUGGAUCAUGUCGUUAGUAAAGUUUCAUCUUAUAAUAUUUAUUUAGUAAAUACAAAGUUGUAUCAAGCCAACUUAUCCUAGGAGAGGACUGAUAUUUGAAAAACAAUCAUUUAAGAAAACAUUCUGGUGAAUAAAUAUUAUUUUAUAUAAA